Messenger RNA from Malaclemys terrapin pileata, 4548 nucleotides. RefSeq names its product lysophosphatidic acid receptor 6-like. The transcript has 2 exons. Lineage: Eukaryota; Metazoa; Chordata; Testudines; Emydidae. Gene Ontology annotation, biological process: G protein-coupled receptor signaling pathway. Gene Ontology annotation, molecular function: G protein-coupled receptor activity; oxysterol binding. The coding region runs from base 1973 to 3139 and encodes 388 amino acids. Gene Ontology annotation, cellular component: membrane. The record is from RefSeq and is a predicted model, not a curated record.
CAUACCCUCUCACAGACACCCGUGUGCACACCCACCUUUGUGCACACAUACCUAUGACAGACACUUCACUGUCACAGAUACUCGUGUACACACAUACUUCACCAUCACAGACACACCUGCACAGACACACACCCUGUCACACCCACAGGUACAGACAUACCCACCCACCGCACACCCCACCGUCACAUAUGCACACCCCCAUCACAAACACACACAGCCCACCGUCAUAGGCAUAGGUGCCAACUUUCCCCAUCGCCGGCGGGUGCUUGUGUCCCCCCCGCCCCUGGUCCCACCCCGACUCCACCCUUUCCCUGCCCCGCCCCCAUUCCAACCCCUUCCCCAAAGUCCCUGCCCCAACUCCGCCCCCUCCCUUCCCCAAAUCCCCUCCCCGGCCCCACCUCUUCCCCCGAGCGCCGUGUUCCCCCUCCUAGCACUUGCCGCGUGAAACAGCUGGGAGCCAGGGGGAAAAAGCGGGCACACGGCACGCUCAGGGGAGGAGGCGGAGGUGAGCUGGGCCGUGGGGGUGGGGUGGGGGGCUGCCGGUGGGCGCUCAGCACCCACCAAUGUUUCCCCGUGGGUGCUCCAGCCCCGGAGCACCCACAGAGUCGGCGCCUAUGGUCAGAGGCUCAGUCACACACAGCCCCCCACAGUCACGCACACACUUGCCCACACGUGCCACACACCACAAUCGUGCACACGCCACACCCUGUCACACACAACACAUCACAAUCAUGCAUGCCACCAUCACAGCUGCACACCAUAUUCACACCCAAUGCCCACUCCUCACGUACAGUACCACCCCCAGGCAUACCCCCUUCCUCAUACCACCCGGCCACCUAGAGUCUCACAUCAUGUUCACACACCACCCCCCUCACAUCUCAUGUGGACAACCCCACCACAAUCACAGACCACAUUCACACCCCCACCACAACGUCACACCCACAGCAGCAGGAAGCUCAUCUCGGAAGCAUUUUGCAAAGAAUCCGGUUACUUAAUAAUGGGAAUUUCCCAGCCCUGGGGCUGUUUCCCGUCAGCCUCCCCCUCAGCCUCCCCCCCCCCCCCCCCCCGGUGGAGACAGGAUGGGGUUUCCCGCUCCCCGGCCCGGCCUGCGGGCAAAUCAGCCAAAAAUAAUUUGUGCCGAAUUGGGGGAGGGGGUGAAAAAGUCAGCCAAACGCAGGUUGGAUGUGUCAGGCUGAGUGGGGGGGCAUGCGUGGGAGUGAGCAGAGGCGUGCAGGGUGUCGGUGCAAGUGUGUAAGGCCCGCAGCGUGUGGGUGUGAAUGAAGGCGUAUUGUGUGUGUAUGAGUGAGGGUAUGCAGGAACAAAGGGUGUGACUGUGUUGAUCUGCAGGGUGUGUGUGUGUGUGUGUGUGUGUACCUUUGUGUGUUUGGGUUAGUGUGUGUGUUUUUAAUGGUAUGAGGGUGUCUGUUUACAUGGCUGUCAGUGUGUGUGCAGUGCAUCAGUGUGCAUUUGUGUCUGUGUCUCGUGUGUGUACGUGAAUGAGCAGUAGGUGGGGUGUGUGUGUGUGUGUGUGGCAGGGGGUGACAGUGCCUGUGCAUAGGGACCAGAUAACACCCUGCAGGUGGCAGACAGCGGCUGGGCCGUAUGUACGGUGUAACGCCCGGCCUGUCGGGGGGGCUUUCACCCCAAAGAGAGAGGAGCCGCCCACUCCAGGAACAGCAGGGUCACUAGAUGCCCAGGGACAGUCCUGGUGCCUCUCGGCCAUGGGGCCAGCAGCCUUGCCCCGGACACAGGGAGCCACGAGUGACGACUUGCUGGGACCCCCGGCAGCCCCCCAGGGCUGGUCUUAUUGGGGAUCAGCCCCCACCCCGCCACGGCAAAUCGUCUGCUCAGGGUUAGGGUGUUCUCCGCCCCCCCCCGGGAACCUCCUCCCUGGCUAGGGGGUGGGAUUAGGGUGUUCUCACUUCCCCCUCUCCCCCCCGAGCCUCCUCCCUUGCUGGGGGAGACGGGGCAGAUGGACCAGCCCAGCCCAGUCUGUCUGUGCCUGGACUCUCCCCAGAGACGCUGCAGGAUCCUCGUUCCCAUGGACAGGCCUCGCUGGACCCUGGCCGUGAACGCCUCGGCGCUGCCCCCCAACGAGACGGGCUGCGGGGAACGGGCCGACUUCCAGUACGUGCUGUUCCCCGUGGUUUACAGCCUGGUCUUCGUGCUUGGCCUGGUCGGGAACCUCUCCGUGCUCUGGUACUUCCUGCGCACCCGGACGGCCACCGCCCCGGCCAACAUCUUCCUGGCGAACCUGGCGUCCCUCGACCUGAUCUUCGUGCUGACCCUGCCCUUCCGGGUGGCCUACCACGCCCUGCGCAACGACUGGGUGUUCGGGGAGGCCAUGUGCAAGAUCACUGGCUCCCUCUUCUAUGCCAACCUGUACGGCAGCUCCCUCUUCCUCACCUGCAUCUGCCUGGAGCGCUACGUGGCCGUGGUGCACCCGCUGCGCUCGCUCCGUCUGCGCCGGCCCCUCUACCGCGUGGCCAGCUGCCUGGCCGUCUGGGCCCUGCUGGCCGUGGCCGUGCUGUACCUGACGCUGCGGGGCCCCCUGACCCGCCCCUUCCCCGACGGGCGCCUGGCCUGCCUGGAGAACUUCUCCAGCGACUCCUGGAAGGGCCGGAUCUCAGGUGUCAGCCUCUUCGCCACCGCUGUUGGCUUCCUGGUGCCGCUGGUGCUCAUCGGCGUCUGCUACCCGCUCAUCGCCCGCCGGCUGCUGGAGACGCCGGGGAUGGCGCCCGGCUCACGGGCUGCCCGGCGCAAGGCGCUGCGCACGGUGCUGGUCGUGCUGGUCGUGUUCCUGCUCUGCUUUGCCCCCUACCAUGUCACCCAGGUGGUGCACACCCUGUGGCGCCUGGGGGCGCUGGAGGGCUGCCCGCUCCUCCGCGGCACCUACGCCGCCCGGCGCGUCACCAUGGCCCUGACCAGCCUCAACGCCUGCCUGGACCCGCUGGUCUAUUACUGCGCGGCUGAGCGCUUCGCCUGGAGCCCGCCCUGCAGUGGCCGGUGCUGCUGGGGGCGGCCGGCUGCCUCCGGGGACCCCCAGGGCUCGGGGCUGCAGGCGCUGGACAAUGGGGUCUUUCGGGGGGCCCAGGCCGAGACAGUCACCUCGUCCCACGGCGCCCACGGAGGGGCCUGAAGGGUCCCCCCGCACUUGGCUCACGGGGACACACCAAUGGACUCCCCCCGCUUGCUGUGCUGUGGACUCUGGGGCCCUGCGUCCCAGCUCUCAGUAUUCCCGCCCCCGGAGCCAGGCUGUUGGGGUCUCAUCUGCUGGAGAAGGGAGGGCUGGUGGACAGUGUUACAUGGGUGUGUAGUAUUACGUGUGCGCACAGUCAUAUGUGUGUGUGAGCGCACAGGCGUGCCAAAGACUGAGGGGUCGGCGUCUCUCCCUUGUUCACGCUGCCGUUUGUCAGGACCAUCGGAUCUCACCGAAUUGAACGGACGUUGUGUGGCGUGGCCGUGGGCGUGCGUGCGAGGGAGUCCGUGGGUGUGACUGAGUGUUCGCGCCAGGAUGUGAGUCUGUGUGCGUGUGACAGGAGCGUGUGUGUGUGUUUUAUCCUUGUGUACGGCCUAGCGUGCAUCUCCUGGUCUGUGCCACUGUAUGGGGCUGUCCUGUGGGGAAGGAUGAGACUUGGGAGGGUUAGGUGUGUGUGUGUGUCUGUGUGUGAAACAGAGAGAAACCCUGGGCAGGGGACACUGGGGGACGCUGGCGUUUGUGUGUCUUGGGGUGGAGGGAGGCGGCUGUGUAUGUCUGGGGCAGUUGCAGCUAGUUGUGUGUGUGCACGACGCUGUGCGGGUGCUGGCUUGUGUGUGUGUGACGCUGUGCGGGGUGCUGGUGUGUGUGUGAGAGAGAGAGGCUGUGCGGGUGCUGGGGUGUGUGUGAGAGAGAGAUGCUGUGCGGGUGCUGGGUUGUGUGUGUGUGACGCUGUGCGGGGUGCUGGUGUGUGUGUGAGAGAGAGAUGCUGUGCGGGUGCUGGGGUGUGUGUGAGAGAGAGACGCUGUGCGGGUGCUGAUGUGUGUGUGUGUGACGCUGUGCGGGGUGCUGGUGUGUGUGUGAGAGAGAGAUGCUGUGCGGGUGCUGGGGUGUGUGUGAGAGAGAGAUGCUGUACGGGUGCUGGUGUGUGUGUGUGUGACGCUGUGCGGGGUGCUGGUGUGUGUGUGAGAGAGAGAUGCUGUGCGGGUGCUGGGGUGUGUGUGAGAGAGAGAGACGCUGUGCGGGUGCUGGUGUGUGUGUGUGUGACGCUGUGCGGGUGCAUGGGUGUGUGUGUGAGAGAGACGCUAUGCGGGUGCUGGGGUGUGUGUGUGUGAUGCUGUCCAGGGUGCUGGUGUGUGUGUGUGUGUGUGAGAGAGAGAUGCUGUGCGGGGUGCUGGGGUGUGUGUGUGUGUGAGAGAGACGCUGUGCGAUGUGUGUCUCUGAACGGCUGGCAGGGGACGCUGUAACCUCCCCUGUUGUGUGUUUGGGUCCCUGCUCCCCCCCGACCCCCGGUCCCGGCUCCUUUUUGUAUAUUUUGCACUUUGCCAAGUAAAAGCGACAUUUCCAUCCUG